Molecule: messenger RNA, 1011 nt
Organism: Striga asiatica
Lineage: Eukaryota; Viridiplantae; Streptophyta; Magnoliopsida; Lamiales; Orobanchaceae
Source: the annotation of a GenBank genome assembly
AUGAAUGAUUUAGCAAGCAUACUCAUUCCAGGUCCCCCAACAUGCCAGUUGCUUGAAUUUCAAGAAUCCCUGGUUGAAGGCUCGCACCUUAGCCUCGUUGCUUCUUAUGCUGGAGGGUACGCCUCUACCAUUGCUAUUACUUCUUACCAGUGGUGUUCCCUUUGCAUCCGUUACAAUGAAGGGGACUGCUCAGGUGAUUGGUUUAGAAUGAAGGGAGAUGGUCAUAGCGAGAAACUUCAUGUAGGAGAAUUUCCAGAUUUCACACUCGAUGGUGUUGGACAUCGCUUUGCACCUAUCCAUGAUGAUGGCUUAAAGGGAUCCCCUAAAACAAUUGUUUCUUAUUGCAUUGCUCCUGAUAUUUAUGGAAUUAUGAUGUUUCACAAUUCACCAAUGCAGUAUGAAGGUCGAGAAGAUUGGUUAAGGGAUGUAUGGAGUGGUCUACAGGGCCUGCUAGAGCAGGAAGAUGAGGGCAUACCUAGCAUGACUUUUAGAGAGAUAUCUCUUUUGAAAGAGAUGAUUCAUGGGAAUAUUGUGCGCAUUCAUCCAAUUCCUCCUAUUACUAUAUUUUGUGUUCCAAUGAAGGAAAAUUCGAUGAGAAUUUUUAAAAUUCUGGAAAAAUAUUCCUUCGCUGAAGAGAGAGAGCACCGGCGGCAGAAUGAGAAAGGCAAGAACGGGAAAGGCCCAGAUGCUGCUUAUUCCGGUCUUCUAGCCAAUGCUAGGUGCCAUUGCUACUUAGGGGCGGCACACGGCCUACGGGGCCCGAUCCAGCAGAGACUGGUCUAUGAACCGAGGGGUGAGGAAACUUUUGCUGAAUACACAGCAAUAAUUGCUUUUGAGAGACCACUGUUGAGUGUUGUGGCUUAUGCGCAAAGAAUUCUUCUCUCCGAGAGAAAGAAUUCGGGAGGCAGCACGGCUGGACCAUUAGGACAAUAUCUUAUCACUUAUAUCCAUUUUUAUUUCCAUAUGGUCAAGUUGGCUUGCAUCAAGGCAAUAAAAAAAGAUCAAACCUAG